This is a messenger RNA of Bactrocera oleae (olive fruit fly), 1172 nucleotides long. It is a transcript of the gene Pgls, whose product is annotated as 6-phosphogluconolactonase. The record is from RefSeq and is a predicted model, not a curated record. Gene Ontology annotation, molecular function: 6-phosphogluconolactonase activity. Lineage: Eukaryota; Metazoa; Arthropoda; Insecta; Diptera; Tephritidae. Gene Ontology annotation, biological process: carbohydrate metabolic process; pentose-phosphate shunt.
CUUUUUCGGAAAGCUCAUAAUAAAAGAGCUUUCUUGCUCACACGCUUAUUAUAUUAUUUAUAUGAAUUUGUAUGGAUGCAUAUGUGCUCACUUGAAUGGCCUAUCGCCAAUGACAAGCAACAAGUGGUCAAAGCUUAUUUGUUACAGCUGAUUGUCAAAUUAUCUCUUUAAAGAUAGCUACACCAGUGAGUGCGUGUUCCGAAGUAAAUUAUUAAAACUCUUGCAUAUUAUAAGUAUAUAUUAAAGAAAUGUCGAAAAUAGUUGUGGACAAUGAAUCAGAGGUGAUCGAGCGCCUUGCAACCGAAAUUUCGAGAUGCGCGAAACGAGCAAUUGUUGAAAGCAGCGUCUUUCGCGUAGGACUCUCAGGUGGUUCCGUGUUAAACUUUCUAAGCAAAGCAAUUCCACGUAUUCAAACUGACUUGAGUAAAUGGAAAUUUUUCUUCUGUGACGAGCGAUAUGUUAACGAAACAGAUCCAGAAUCAACUUACGGCACUUAUAAAAUAAAACUGGUACCACAAACAGACCUACAGUUACAUCAAUUUGAACCAAUUAACGUGAAUUUGCCACUAGCGGAAUGUGCCGCUGAUUAUGAGCAAAAAAUAAGAGUAGAGUUCGGUGCAAGCGUUGGUUCAAUUCCUGAGUUUGAUUUGUUACUUCUGGGGAUGGGGCCUGAUGGUCAUACCUGCUCUUUGUUUCCCGAUCACGCGCUACUCGAUGAGAAAACGCUUUUGAUAGCAUCCAUUGCUGAUUCACCAAAACCGCCGCCACAGCGGGUCACAAUGACCUUGCCGCUUAUCAAUAAUGCCAAGUCUUGUAUAUUUGCUAUGUGCGGUGCAAGCAAAGCAGAAAUGGUUAAACGUGUGUUCGUUGAUAAGGAGAGUUUACCAGCUGGAAAAGUUUCGCCUAAAAAUGGUGAACUAGUGCUCAUAUUUGACGCUGAAGCUGGCAAAUAUAUACAAAAAUAAAUCAUCUUACGCUAAUAUGGAAAUCGUAGGCUACAUCUGUACAUACAUAUCUCCAUAAUUUCAAAAUAAUAUUUUGCGCUUGUAAUAUUAAUAAAUUUAAUAAACAAUAGGUAGUAUAUUUUAAAAUCUAUAAUACAAAAAUUUGGCAAGCUGUAACAGCACCCGCUGUUUUAAAAAUCACAUGAAUAAAAUGGUUAACCGGUUAAA